UUUUUAAAGGAAAGAUACCCCUUGAACUUCCAAAGAGCUUCAUAGAAAAAGCAAUAACCAAUAAAAACAACAAUACAAGAUUAAAAUAUCUAGCCCAGGCUACUCUCAGAUAAAAUAUUUAGGCUAUAGGCUAUUGCAGUUUUUACUUCAUGAAUCUCUUCUGCACCGUUUUUGUGUGUUUUGUUUUUCGUAUAAGAUGAGUUCCUAUGUAGCAAACUCAAUUUUUAAGCAGCAAACGCACGAGGCAUCCUCCUGUAACGCCAUGAAUAGUUUAGGCAGUUAUGGCUCUCUCUCUGACUUCGAUCAAGCCAAUUAUGCCUAUAACGGAGGUCUUCAUGAUUUCAACGGAACAUUCACCUCCUCUGAUGCCACUGUAAACUCUCUAAAACGAGAAGAGAUGAACUCUAGCCUGCGAGGCAAUACGGACACUCAAUCUCCACCACGACAGUCAUACUCAGCCUUGAGCUCCCGGAACUCCGUGCAGAACUGCCUCAGUGACGGUAUACUGAGCAAAGGGACUGAAAUGCAAAUGGAGGUGGUCGAAAACCCCAGAACUACGACCGAAGAAAGCGCGAUCAAAGUCGAAACUAUGCAACCUGUAAAACAUCAAAUCCAUUCGAAGAAGCACCAAGACAAUCAACAGCAACCGCAGAUUUUUCCCUGGAUGACAAAACUACACAUGAUCCACGAAUCAUCUGACGGUAAACGCUCUCGAACCAGUUACACCCGCUACCAGACUCUGGAGUUGGAGAAAGAAUUCCAUUUCAACCGUUACCUCGCCCGUCGCAGGCGCAUUGAGAUCGCCAAUACCCUCUGUCUGAACGAGAGGCAAAUWAAAAUUUGGUUCCAGAAUCGACGUAUGAAGUGGAAGAAGGAUUCGAAACUGAAAUCAAAGGAUUCAAUAUAAACAUGGAGUUUAUGACUGAUCUGGAGACGAACUGCUAAAAGAAGUGGGGCCUAAGCCUACCCUAAAUAGAGAGAGAGACCAUGAUUUGAAACGUGAAGGCCGUGUUCAGAAUCAGACCCUAUUAUGUGUUAUGGACUAUUACAUUAUUUGCAUAUUUCGUGUUUGGCACUUUAUAUGUGGACUUGUAUUCUUUGCUUAAUGGUUGUACAACAUUUAAGAUUAAAAAAAUAUAUAAUAAUAAAGUAAUGUGUUGUCUUAAUGUAAA
Messenger RNA from Salvelinus sp. IW2-2015, 1172 nucleotides. RefSeq names its product homeobox C5a (gene hoxc5a). Gene Ontology annotation, cellular component: nucleus; nucleoplasm. The record is from RefSeq and is a predicted model, not a curated record. Gene Ontology annotation, biological process: positive regulation of transcription by RNA polymerase II; anterior/posterior pattern specification. Gene Ontology annotation, molecular function: RNA polymerase II cis-regulatory region sequence-specific DNA binding; DNA-binding transcription factor activity, RNA polymerase II-specific. NCBI's taxonomy places the organism in Eukaryota, Metazoa, Chordata, Actinopteri, Salmoniformes, Salmonidae.